Macadamia integrifolia is the source of this 2847-nucleotide messenger RNA. RefSeq lists its product as uncharacterized. The record is from RefSeq and is a predicted model, not a curated record. Gene Ontology annotation, molecular function: RNA-DNA hybrid ribonuclease activity; nucleic acid binding. The coding region runs from base 1 to 2847 and encodes 948 amino acids. The transcript is spliced from 4 exons. Lineage: Eukaryota; Viridiplantae; Streptophyta; Magnoliopsida; Proteales; Proteaceae.
AUGGUAAUUGGAGACUUUAAUGUCACCCUCCAGUCGCAUGAGAAAAGAGGUCCAAGAGCUUUUAAUAUGGGAUCGGCGGCUGAUUUCACAGCAAUGGUGGAUGGAUGUUCUUUAAUUCAGGUUCCCUCCAAGGGCCGUAAAUUCACCUGGACAAACAAUAGGAGAAGAGGAAAUGUAGUUGUUGUGCUGGAUAGGACUUUUCGUAAUGACUCUUGGUUCUCUACCCUUCAUGACUGUCACCAGGAAGUAAUGUAUAAGGGGGCCUCUGAUCAUUCCCCUCUCCUUGUAACUUCGGAGUCUUUGGUAAGGCCAAAUAAUUGCCCCUUUCGAUUCCAGCAUUUCUGGGCAGAAAAUGAGAGUUUCAUGAAAGUGGUUAAGGAAUCAUGGGAUGAAUGGAUUAGUGGUUCAGCUCUUUAUGUUUUCAGUCAAAAAAUUAAGCGGUUGAAAGGUGCGAUUAGGCUAUGGGCUAAACAAAAUUUUCCAAACAUUAACUUGGAAUUAGAGGCAGCGCAGAAAGGGAUGGAGAAAGUGCAGGAUGAGAUUGAAAUUAAUGGGAUGAAUGACAAGAUUUUUGCCAGAGAAGCUGAUGCAAAAACCAGGUUGCUGAAAGCUAUGGAGAACCAUGAAAAGCUCUGGGCUAAAAAGGCCAGAAUGAGAUGGAGAACCCAAGGAGAUAGAUGCUCAAAAUUUUUUCAUGUUAGUGCAAAAAUUAGAAGGUUGAAAAAUACUAUUCACACUUCGAAAAAGGGAGACAGGAAAAUUAUUUCUGACAAGAGCCAAUUGGAAGAUUAUGUUAGUGGGUUUUAUGAGAACUUUCUUAAGGGUUCAGAAACUUCUGAGCAUCUGGACCUGUUAGAUUGCAUCCCAAAUGUGCUCAAUGACCAUGAUAGAUGGAGGCUGGAUGUCUUGCCGAGCAAUGCAGAAAUUAAAGAGGCAUUUUGGGAGCUCGAUCCUGAGAGUGCUCCAGGCCCAGAUGGCUUCCCAGGUAAAUUCUAUAGAUCUUGCUGGGAAAUUAUUAACUUAGAUGUAUGCAAUGCAGUUCGAAGUUUCUUCAGUAAAAGUAGAAUGCCUAAUGGUAUUAAUACUAUAUUCCUAGUAUUAAUUCCAAAAGUGGAAGGGGCAAUGAGCUUGGAUAAAUUUAGACCGUUAUGUUUGGGGAAUUUCUUCUGUAAAAUUAUCUCUAAGAUAAUGGCGACUAGAUUAUCAGGGGUUUUGCAUCGACUAAUUUCAGAAGAGCAGGGUGCUUUCCAGAAGGGGAAAAUAAUUCAUUCAAAUAUCUCAGUGGUGUCUGAGCUAACAAAUUUAUUGUUUUCGACGGCUAGAGGAGGUGGAAUGGGUUUGAAAAUAGAUAUCCAAAAGGCUUAUGACACGAUGUCUUGGAGAUUUAUUUUUCAAGUUCUAAGGAAAUUUGGAUUCUCAGAGAGAUGGGUAUCGUGGGUGCACCAGAUGCUGGGUUCUACCAAAAUUUCAGUUCUUCUUAAUGGUGGUCCGAUAGGGUAUUUCGGGGUGGAGAGGGGUUUGAGACAAGGGGACCCCCUGUCCCCCAUGCUAUUUAUUCUGGCUGAAGAGGUGCUAUGCAGAGGUCUCCAAAGGCUUGUAGUAGAGAAAAAGUUCAAGGCGCUUAAUGGCCCUCGAGGGGUGACGACUCCAGCUCACAGUCUCUUUGCAGAUGACAUUUUCAUAUUUGGGAACGUCUCUCUCAGUUUUGCGGUCUACUGGUGGCCAAAUUCUCUCAUUGAUACUCUUGAAAGAUGGAUGAGAAAUUUUGUCUGGACAGGGGAAGUGGACAAUGCAAAAAAAAUUGUGGUCAAUUGGGACCAAUGUUGUAAGCCUAAGGAGGAAGGGGGUCUUGGAUUGAGGAGAUUGAGGGACAUAAACAAGACAAUGUUAUGUAAAUCUGCCUGGAGAAUUAAGACUGAAGAGUCUAUGGCGAGCUCUUUUCUGAGGGCUAGAUUCCUUGAUAGGGAGGGUAUCCCUAAGAAAGGAUUCAGAAAAUCCUCUAUUUGGCCAGGUCUGAGGAAAAUAUGGGAUUACAUAUCUUCUAAAGAGAGAUGGGUGGUGGGAGAUGGAAAAAAAAUAAGUUUCUGGAAGCAUAUCUGGGUAGGGCAAGGCGCCCUUAAAGAGAGUGAGAUGCUGGAAGGCAUUGAUAUAUCUGUGCUGGAUGGCAAUGUUAGCCGAUUCAUUGUGAAUUUCAAUUGGAAUUUUCCUCAGAUGAAUUCAAAUUUUAUGAGGAACAUAAUAAACGAGGGCUCUCUGCUCGAGAUUGCUCAAUGGUGGAAGAGAAAGUUGAAACUGGUUUGCUGCAAGGAGGCGUGGAAUAUGAGUUUAGCCAUUGUGUUGGAUCAUUUAUGGAGGGAGAGAAAUGCAAGGCUUUUUGAAAAUAAAUAUCGGUCAAGCAGCUCUAUGGGAAAUCCUGGUCGGGCUGGAGCGGGAGGUAUAUUUCGGGACCAUCAGGGCAGGGUUAUGGGUUCUUAUAAAAAAUAUAUGGGUAUUACUGGAGUAUUUGAAGCGGAGGUGGAGGGUCUGAUGGAGGGGUUGCUGCGAGCAAAGGCCAUGAACAUCACUUGCUUAUGGGUGGAGUCAGACUCUAGCUCGGUUGUGCUAGCGAUUCAGCAAAGGAAAAUUCCCUGGUAUGCUCUCCAACGAUGGAUGCAUCUUAAGCCUUUCCUUGACAGUAUCAGCUGGAAGGUAUCUCAUAACUUCAGGGAAGGGAACUCCAUAGCUGAUUACUUGGCCAAAGAUGCGGCGAAGACAGGGAUUUCGGGUGAUAAUGUGGUCCUUCCCUCCCAUAUUCUUGAUGUCUUGCAAAGGGAUUCAGAUGGGAGGCCUCAUUUUCGGUUUUAUUAG